AUAUCCUCGAUCACAUUUUCGUAGCCAUUUUUGGCUCUAGCGACGGUAGCUCAAGCCAGUUCUGCCGCAGUCUCCGUUCUUCGGAUCGCAGGCCCCAGUCAAUCGGACACACAACCCAGCAAUGCCUGCACGCAUGCCGCAUGCCCCCGAGUCCGACUACAUGUUCAAAGUCCUUCUGAUUGGCGACUCCGGCGUUGGCAAGUCGAACCUUCUCCUCCGAUAUGCGGACGAUUUCUACAAGCCUGACUUCGAAUCGACGAUCGGUGUGGACUUCAAAGUGUGUACGCGUACAAUCGAUGGAAAGGUGGCCAAGAUGUACCUUUGGGAUACCGCUGGCCAGGAGCGCUUCCGCACGAUCACCAACAGCUACUACCGUGGGUCUCAUGGCAUCAUCGUCGUGUACGACGUGACCGACCGCGAGUCAUUCAGCCGGGUGCGCAUGUGGAUGCAGGAGAUCGCCAAGUAUGCAUCGCCUUCAACUCAGAAGAUGCUGGUCGGCAACAAGGUGGACCUAGUCUCCAAGCGAGUUGUGGCCACUGACGAAGCCCAGAUGAUGGCAGAAGAAUUGCAGGUGCACUUCCUCGAGACAAGCGCGCGGAACUCGCACAACGUCGAGGGCGCGUUCGAGGUGCUUCUCCGCGAUAUGGUGGCGAGCGCGGCGGAGGCAGAGUCCACGCAGAGCAGGCCUGGCCUUCCGCUGCGGCGCGAGGCCGUUUCGGGGCAGGGUUGCUGCAGCUGAGUUGUUGUUAUUGUUCCACCCAUCAGGGCCCUCCCUGAUCAGGGUGCUCUCAUCGUUGACUUUGUAUCAGGCCAUCGUUUUUGACUCUGGCUUCUUGCAUGUGCCAUGAGGCCCUCGUCUUUGACUUCUCUCGGGGUUACCGCCUCCUGUCGCGCAGUCAUCGCGUCCCGAUAGUGAUAACGCUGUCUGCCGCACGAGGCUUUUUUGGGGGGGUCACACGAAUGGCUCUCAUUACACAUCCUCCGCACUUGCCGCGGCCCCAGUGCAGAUAGGGGCCCGCAGACGACAGAUGCAUGUACAGAACGCUUCUCGGGCUAGAAGUGCGAGGCAGGAACAAAAAUCAUCGAUCACAUUUAGCAAGCUUCGCGCGCACUUCCAAUGAGAAUUCACGACAGUGUCGUGCGUCUAUCAGAAGUGUGUGGAAGUUUGCAUUGAAGCCGACAGCAUCAUUUCACGACCUUCGCAGGAGCAUAUCAAAUAUGAGAUCUCGC
Prorocentrum cordatum is the source of this 1230-nucleotide messenger RNA. Lineage: Eukaryota; Dinophyceae; Prorocentrales; Prorocentraceae. The record is from the annotation of a GenBank genome assembly.